AAAAUAAAAUUACCCAAGAAAACAGCCAGACGAUACCCAGCAUAUGAGCUCUAUCUCUACGGGGAAGGGAACUACGCCAAAGAAAACAAAAAUCUCCUAUUAACUGGAAUUCCAGUUCUCUUUCUUCCUGGGAACGCUGGCAGUUAUAAACAAGUACGUUCUCUUGGCUCCAUUGCACUUAGAAAAGCAGAAGAUGUUGACUUCAAGUAUCAUUUUAAUUUCUUCAGUGUCAAUUUUAAUGAGGAGUUGGUUGCAUUGUAUGGUGGUAGUCUGCAACGACAGACGAAGUUUGUGCAUGAAUGCAUAAAAGUAAUUCUUAAGUUGUACAGGGAUCGAGAAUUUGCACCGACUAGUGUUGCAAUAGUAGGUCAUUCCAUGGGUGGUCUUGUGGCAAGAGCAUUGCUUACUCUGAAGAAUUUUAAGCCUGAACUUAUAAACCUCCUCAUUACACAAGCCACACCUCAUGUUGCACCUGUAAUGCCUUUAGACAAAUAUCUUACUGAUUUUUAUACAGCUGUAAACAAUCAUUGGAUUCUAAAGGCCCAAGAUUUAAGAAAUUUAACUACCCUUUCUGUGGCGGGAGGAUUCAGAGAUUACCAAGUUCGUUCAGGACUGGCUUUUCUACCAAGAUUGAGUCAACAUGACAGUGCCUUAUCUGUUGUGACCUCAGCUGUGCCUAGAGCUUGGGCCUCAACAGACCAUCUCUCCAUAGUGUGGUGCAAAGAAUUGAUCCUGGCUACCGUUAGAGCUUUUUUUGAUCUCAUAGAUGAAAAUACAAAGCAGAUAACUGAAGACCCAAAGAAGAGAAUGUCUGUAUUGAAUCACCACUUUGUGAGACACCCUGCAAAGAUAUUUGAGGAAAAUCCUGACAUUUUUACAGAACUCACAGGAGCUUUCGUGUGGAUUACAGUCAAAGCCUCAAAAUGGACUUAUUCAGCUUACAAUGAUUCUGAUGGAAAAUAUUUCACAUUUCCUCUUGCAAGCCACAGAAAAUCAUGCAGUCAUGUUUACUGUGAAAACAGUAUGUUGGACACAAGUAGCUGGAUUUAUGGCUGUAUGAACAGUAAUUCUUCGAUGUGCCUGGAAGCUACUGAUUUAUCCUGGAGAGCUGAGUUACUUCCAACCACCAAGGUUGUAAUACUGAAACUUCAGGACUAUCCUUCAUUGUCCCACAUUGUCAUUCAGGUACCACCCACAGCUGGCAAUAAGUAUACUUUGGACUGUGAAUUCUUCAAAGAGGAUUCCAGAACAGUACAGCUUCCUGUAACACAUCUUUUUUCACUUGGGCUUUCUUCAAGCAAAAUUCUAUUAAAUUCGACUGGCUUACUUUACAAUGUACAGCUCCAGCAAUUUAACCAAAUAUAUCAAGCUUUCAAAAUUUAUAUAGAGAGCCACUGCCAGUCACUCAAAGAAAGAAAACCUAGUGUUUACAGACUCCAUGUACCCUGGUCACAUGAAGACUCAAUAAUUGUAGCAAAAGUUCCAUCUUUUACUGAGUUUUCCGCAAAACUGCAUAUUGCUCGGCCCCGAAAUGACAGCAGGGUACCAGAGUUAAAUAUUUACUCUUCCUCAGACUGUCAGUAUGAAGUAAUUCUGAAGACAUCAUUUUUACAGAUUCUUGGGCAAAUAGUAAGGUUCCAUGCUGGUGCUCUUCCUGUCUAUGUUGUUUCUAAUAUUCUUCUUACUUAUGGAGGACAACUGAGCACAUUGAUAUCAACAGGCCAGUGUUCAGAAUUUUCCCUUGAACUAGUUAGGACAGCUAAACCCUACAAAGUAGAACCUCUAAUAAGCAUUGUUGUGUUUCUGCAGGGGUUUAACUGGUUUAGAGAGAUAUGGGAAUCACUGUCACUACCAGAGGUGGAUACAGCUGUACUGAGUAGUCAGGAUGCAUGGUUCCCCCUUGUGUCCCUGAUUCUAUUUCUUUUUGGGACAGGCAUUGCCUACUGGAGUGGAGUAUUUUUCUCUACAUCUCUGCGACUCUUCUCUUCGUUAUGGUUAACUCUGAUUAGACCUACUGUACUUCAAGAAGAUAACAAGUUGAUUACACCCAGAGGACUCUGUGGGGUGUUAUCCCUUGCUUUGGUUAGCUGGACCACUUGCGGUGCAUUUGCUGUAUUCAUUAUGUAUCUUCAGUACUUGUUUAAGCCUGUGCAUGUUUUUAUGACUUUUGUCUUUUAUUUUCAGGAUUCAGACUGCUCAAAAGAAACUUCACGGAACUCCAGUAUACACACAGUCAAAAACCAGAGUUCGAUGGACAGUACCUCAAAACCAACACCAUCUCUUUCCAACAGUACAACAAUUGCUGAAGCUGUUAACAGUCUUAAGAUGCAUGUUACAAUUCUCAGUCUAUUCACAUGGAUUGUGCUGCUCAACUUGCCAUCUUUAAUUUAUUGGUUAAAAAAUCUCAGGUACAAUGUUAGACUCGAUCCUGAUCCAUGUAGAUUUACAGCUAUUAUCCUUGUAUGCAUUUUAGAAAUUCUCAUGAACUCAAGUACUUCUGAAGUGAAAUCAAGUAAACUCUUGAAGAUCGCAGCCAAAGUUCCACUCCCUUUAUCUGUUGCAAUGUUGGCCUUUGGACGAAUGCAUUUGUACAAAGUACCACACUUUGUAACCUUUUCUCUCCUUCUACAUGUGCUGUGUU
This is a messenger RNA of Cariama cristata (Red-legged seriema), 2641 nucleotides long. It is a transcript of the gene PGAP1, whose product is annotated as post-GPI attachment to proteins 1. Gene Ontology annotation, biological process: endoplasmic reticulum to Golgi vesicle-mediated transport; GPI anchor metabolic process. The annotation marks the transcript as partial. The transcript has 25 exons. Gene Ontology annotation, cellular component: endoplasmic reticulum. Gene Ontology annotation, molecular function: phosphatidylinositol deacylase activity. The record is from RefSeq and is a predicted model, not a curated record. Lineage: Eukaryota; Metazoa; Chordata; Aves; Cariamiformes; Cariamidae.